CUUUUUUCGGAGGAAAACAAAGCCAGUUAACAUUGGAAGUCAGUAAAUUAGCAUUGGAAAUCAGUGCCGUAUUUGAGAAUUCUAACUGUACAUCGGACCAACACAGCAAAGUCCAAUAGUGCGGACCGUGUGAAAACAAAUAUAUCUUCAACGACUGCUCUGUCUCUGUUCCUUUUGGCAGUGGCAAGUUUGAAGGUCCAUCAGCUCUCCUAAUGAUACAGCAGCAUUAAGGGCAUUUCCAUACUUCCUAAGGAUGGCUAGUUGUGGGGAAGUAGACCACUCUGUUAACUCACUUCCAUCCAGUAAGAAAGGCAGCAACAGUGGUGGUGGAAGUGGGAACAGUGCAGAAUCAUCAUGCUCUGGCUCCAGCAACUCAUCCCCGGCCCUGUCUGUACCGGAGUGUGCCAUCUGUCUGCAGAGCUGCGUCCACCCGGUCCAACUGCCAUGCCAUCACGUCUUCUGUUUCCUGUGUGUGAAGGGAGCGUCCUGGCAGAGCAAACGCUGUGCCCUCUGCAGACAGGAAGUACCGGAUGACUUCCUGGAAAGGCCCACGCUUCUCUCUCCAGAGGAGCUGAAAGCAUCAGCGGGUGGUCGGGGCGGGGCUGCAAGUGAUCACGCCUGGUAUUAUGAGGGUCGAAAUGGUUGGUGGCAGUAUGAUGAGCGAACCAGCCGAGAGCUGGAGGACGCUUUCUCCAAGGGCAAGAAAACAGCUGAAAUGCUCAUUGCUGGUUUUUUGUAUGUAGCCGACUUGGAAAACAUGGUGCAGUACAGGCGCAAUGAGCACGGUCGCAGGCGCAAGAUGAAGAGAGACGUUUUGGAUAUCCCCAAGAAGGGAGUGGCGGGACUACGUUUGGACACUGAAGGUGUUUCCGGGGCAGUCGGGGCAGCUGGUCGAGAAAACUCUGCUGAUGGGGCUGAUACCACAGUAGCAGGUGUACAGCAGCAGCCUACAGGUAUCCCAUCUACUGUUACAGCCCCUCCAGCCACUGCCAGACCUCCCACCUCCCUUGGUGGUCAGCCUGGCAGCAGCAGCAGCCCCACUCUGGAGGAUGCUCUCUCCCAGCUGCAAAUUAGCCUCAGGCCCACGCCUUCUCACGAGCGGGCUGAGGCCGGGGAAGGAGAGGAAGAAGACGAGGAAGAGGAGGCCUCACCCUCCAGGUCCUCUGACCCUCACACCUCUGUGGACGAGUCUGGCUCCGGAGACUGGAGCGAUGAUGAGGAAGAGGAGGAUGAAGAAGAGGAGGGGGGAGAUGGAGAGCAUGUGGAGCCAUGGGAGGGUAGGCCACGGAGGCAAAGACUGAAUCCAGAGGACCGAGCCCCUCCUGGCGCAGAGUCCGCCUCCCCCCCUUCUUCAUCCAGUAGCAGUGGAAGGUCCAGGAUGCCCGAUGGCCAAUGUACAGUGACUGAAGUGUGAAGUCAUCAUGGAUGUCCUCAUCACCAAAUGGCUAUGUUCCAUUUCAUUAAUUUAUUCCUCACUGUAUGCUGUUGUUCACUCUAUCAUGGAUCAGAUGUGGGCAGACUGCUUGAUACAAGAGAAAUCAAGCGUAACAUUCUCCCAUGUUUUUAGGUAAACAACUCAAUUUUAGCAAUCAAAUUUGGUGCCUCUUUUGGGCUCACAAUGACCUGGAUGUAUCUGUAUGAUUUGUUUAUCUAACUCAUCCACAAAAUAGCCAGCCAAUAGAAGCAAUGUUGGGUUUUAUGUUCUAGCCCUUAACAGUCUAGCACUGAGACAGGAGGUACAGUUUGAUAAACAGCCAGAUGGAUACAGCUUGUUGUUGUGAGCCGUGAAAACUCAGAAUUGUCUAUCCAGAGCAUCACGUGAGGUAGGUGUGUCAGACUUAUUGUGGUGUUCAGCUGCCAUCAGUCUGCUCACUUUCUGCCAUUUGGUUGCAGGCGCAUUGAGUCUGUUCUUUUUAAUUUCCAAAAAAGUGGAAGUUAAACGGUAAAAGUGACUCGCCAAGCCGUCUGUCCCUCUCUAAGGUAUUCUUGUGUUGAAAUUUCUGAUCCUGCUACCCAGAGGGUUUCUGGGAGUCAGAUCUGUGACAUUAGAGAGAAAGCAUGACUGGGGAUGUUACUCCUGGAAAUGGAACUGUGUCUUUAUCAUUAUGAACGGCUGCAUUCUAAUCAUCUACACUUUAACUCUCUCAGCUAACAUAGCACGCAGAAAUGGACCUGUUAGAGCUCAGGUCAUUUGACUACUCUUGCAAAGAAUUGAAUCCUUGCUAACUUGUUCCCAGCCUUUCCCCUCUGAAAUGAGUUCCUGACUUCAGAUUUAACUGAUCAUGAAGCUUUUCCUUCAAAAUUCUGAAGUGUAACUGUUAACUUUUGGAAGUGUGUCAUUUCAGAGCAGAUUGUGGUUUCUUAUCCAGAUAAAGAAAAGACACAGAAGUGCUUACUGACACUGUUAAGGCAUGUGUGUAUUUAAAUUUCACACUAAAUGUGCUACAACAUAGUAAUGUAACUCAGGAGCCCAUAGGAUCAUGUGGCUCCAUGCCUAAGGGUUUGUGUUUUGAUUUCCAUUAAGCUGCAGCUUUCUGAAAUUUGAAAAUCUGUAGAGAUUACAUCUACAGUUCAAAAUGAAUGCGUGUAAUAGAAGUACAUAUCAAGUUUAUUUUAACCUUCCCCAGCUUUAAAUAAUUGGCAUUUUAAUGUGAAGUAUCAGUGUUUUCCUUUUAAAGCUGUUGAGGCCUCUGUAGCCUAGUGAGUAUUCAUAUUGUCCCUGACUGAAGUAUUCUCAAUUGGUGUGUUUCUAAAGUUUUGUCAUUUGUGCAUGUUUGAAGAGAGAGUUAUUUAAACACUACUGGUUGGCAGGAUGUUGAGAACUGGUAUUUUUGGGUUUAGUUUGAGUACAUGUUUUUAAUUUGUGUUUGUUUUUGUGUUUUAUGGUUGUAAAUCCUCUUGUGUACGAUGUCUGAGGCACUAAGAGAACAAGAACAUACCGUUGCUGUUGGCCAUCCUGCAGAGAUUCAAGUUAUGUUAUUUUUAUAUUUCUUACAUGCUUACGUCAUCAGCUCAGUCUUAGACUUUCCAUUCUGACGAAUAAAGUUUGUGUAACAGUU
This is a messenger RNA of Chelmon rostratus (copperband butterflyfish), 3059 nucleotides long. Its product is annotated as E3 ubiquitin-protein ligase rnf146-like. Gene Ontology annotation, cellular component: cytoplasm; nucleus. NCBI's taxonomy places the organism in Eukaryota, Metazoa, Chordata, Actinopteri, Chaetodontiformes, Chaetodontidae. The coding region runs from base 254 to 1414 and encodes 386 amino acids. The record is from RefSeq and is a predicted model, not a curated record. Gene Ontology annotation, biological process: ubiquitin-dependent protein catabolic process; Wnt signaling pathway. The transcript is spliced from 3 exons. Gene Ontology annotation, molecular function: zinc ion binding; ubiquitin protein ligase activity; poly-ADP-D-ribose binding.